AUGCACCAACACUCAACAACUGCAACAGAGGCAGUAACCCUAGCAGAAUCGAGGAACAACGGUGGGAAUGGUGCUCGUGGGAGAGCAUUUACGAUUGGAGCAGGUGAUGCAAGGAAAGAUGGCAAUGUCGUGACUGGUACGUUCUCUAUCAACGGUAUUUUAGCUACUGUAUUAUUCGACGCUGGUGCUGACUGGAGUUAUGUGUCUUUGAGAUUCAGUCGUCAGUUAGGGUUAACUCUAAUCCCUCUCGAAACCAAACACGUAGUGGAAUUGGCUGAUGGCAAGUCCAUUGAAGCCUCGCAUGUACUUUUAGGGUGUAAACUCAACCUUAUGGGUCAAGUGUUUGACAUUGACCUUCUCUGUAUCACUCUUGGUAGUUUUGAUAUAGUCAUUGGUAUGGACUGGUUGUCCAUACACAGAGCAGAUGUACUUUGCAAGGAGAAGAUCGUGUGUGUACCUCUCCCAAACGGGGAAUCAUUAUCUGUCCAGGGUUAUCGAAGCGGUGCAACCGUCAACAUCAUUUCAUCCAUGAAAGCCCAGAAAUGUUUAUGA
Molecule: messenger RNA, 552 nt
Organism: Helianthus annuus (common sunflower)
Lineage: Eukaryota; Viridiplantae; Streptophyta; Magnoliopsida; Asterales; Asteraceae
Exons: 2
Coding region: 1-552 (183 amino acids)
Source: RefSeq, a predicted model, not a curated record